This is a messenger RNA of Emericellopsis atlantica, 1046 nucleotides long. RefSeq names its product ribosomal protein S3Ae. Gene Ontology annotation, biological process: translation. NCBI's taxonomy places the organism in Eukaryota, Fungi, Ascomycota, Sordariomycetes, Hypocreales, Bionectriaceae. Bases 110 to 880 code for a protein of 256 amino acids. The record is from RefSeq and is a predicted model, not a curated record. Gene Ontology annotation, molecular function: structural constituent of ribosome. Gene Ontology annotation, cellular component: cytosol; ribosome. The transcript is spliced from 4 exons.
ACACAAUUGAAAUUAUUUCGCCCUCUCGACAGCGACGCCCCUCCACCAAACCCAUCACAGCCACCCAUCGUCAGUUUUUCUCCAACUGUGCAAAUCAGAGCCAGCAAUCAUGGCGGUUGGAAAGAACAAGCGUCUCUCAAAGGGCAAGAAGGGUCUCAAGAAGAAGACCGUCGACCCCUUCACCCGCAAGGAUUGGUACUCGAUCAAGGCUCCCAACCCUUUCAACGUCCGAGAUGUCGGCAAGACCCUGGUGAACCGCACCACCGGUCUCAAGAACGCCAACGAUGCCCUCAAGGGCCGCAUCCUUGAGGUCUCCCUGGCCGAUCUCCAGAAGGACGAGGACCACUCGUUCCGCAAGGUCCGCCUCAGGGUCGACGAGGUUCAGGGCAAGAACUGCUUGACUGCCUUCCACGGUCUCGACUUCACCUCUGACAAGCUCCGCUCCCUCGUCCGCAAGUGGCAGUCCCUCAUCGAGGCCAACGUCACCGUCAAGACCACCGACGACUACCUUGUCCGCCUCUUCGCCAUCGCCUUCACCAAGCGCCGCCCCAACCAGGUCAAGAAGACCACCUACGCCGCUUCCUCGCAGAUCCGUGCCAUCCGCAAGAAGAUGACCGAGAUCAUCACCCGCGAGGCCAGCACCAGCACCCUCACCCAGCUCACCUCCAAGCUGAUUCCCGAGGUCAUUGGCCGCGAAAUCGAGAAGUCCACCCAGGGCAUCUACCCCCUGCAGAAUGUCCACAUCCGCAAGGUCAAGCUGUUGAAGGCACCCAAGUUCGACCUUGGUGCCCUCAUGGCUCUCCACGGCGAGUCGGGGACCGACGACCAGGGUCAGAAGGUCGAGCGCGAGUUUAAGGAGCGUGUGCUCGAGGAUGUCUAAGCGGCUGUCUUUACGUGUGGAAGGCGCAAUAGGAGGCAAUGGGCCAUGUCGGGACAACAUAUCCCGUUGCAAAUUGUUUACGAUCAUCACAAAUGGCGUAGAUUUUCGAGGUGGCUUGGGAAUUUAGGACUGCUUCCCUUGAAAUGGUAAAACGGUUCAUGAUUUA